CCCACAUCAAUGGAGGCUUCUUCUUCUUUGGUUGUUUUGACCCUGGCAUGUCUAGCUACUCUGGCCUUCCUAUCAAAAAUUAUAUUUUCCCAAAGCCACAAACCAAAAGCUCCGCCAGGUCCAAAACCAUGGCCUAUACUUGGCAACCUUAACCUCAUGGGACCUCUCCCACAUCAAUGCCUUCACAAAUUAUCUCAAACUUAUGGACCCUUAAUGCAGCUUAAGUUUGGCUCCUAUCCAGUGGUGAUUGCCUCAUCAGCAGAAAUGGCAAAACAGUUUCUGAAGACGCAUGAUCAUGUCUUUGCCUCUAGACCUCAAACUGCAGCUGGCAAAUACCUCACUUACAACUACAGAAACAUCACUUGGGCACCUUUUGGUCCAUAUUGGCGUCAAGGGAGAAAAAUUUUCAUGUCCGAGCUAUUUAGCUCAAAAAGACUAGCGUCUUUUGAGUACAUUCGUGUCGAGGAAAUUCGCGCUUUUACAUCGCGAUUCUAUGCCUUGUCAGGUAAGCCAGUCAUUCUUAAAGAGCAUAUCUCAAGGCUAACUCUUAGCACUGUGAGCAGGAUUGUGUUAGGUAAGGAGUAUUUUAGUGAGUCUCAGUUUGUGACUUCCACAGUGACACUGGGAGAAUUUCAGGACAUGUUAGAUGAGUUGGUGUGUCUUAGUGGGGUGUUAAAUAUUGGGGAUUGGAUACCAUGGCUUAAAUUUUUCGACUUACAAGGAUACGUAAAGCAAAUGAAGGCCUUAAAGAAAAAAUUUGAUCUCUUCCAUGAUUAUAUAUUGGAUGAACACAAGGCAAGGAAGAAAGAAGAGACAAAUUUUGUGCCAAAAGAUAUGGUGGACUUACUGUUGCAGCUGGUUGAUGAUCCUGAUCUUGAAGUUAAGCUCAACCGUGACAGUGUCAAGGGAUUCACUCAGGAUUUAAUAGCAGGGGGCACAGAUACCUCUGCUACCAAUUUGGAGUGGGCAAUGUCUGAACUCAUAAGACAACCACACCUCAUCGAAAAGGCAACCGAAGAGCUUGACAGAGUAAUUGGGAGAGAGAGAUGGGUGGAAGAGAAAGACCUCGAAAACCUUCCUUAUAUAGAUGCAAUUAUGAAAGAGACAAUGAGGAAGCACCCUGUGGUUGCAAUGCUUGCACCACAUCUAGCUCUUGACGAUUGCAAAGUGGAAGGUUAUGAUAUUUGUAAAGGAACUAGAGUGUUCAUAAACACAUGGAGCAUAGGGAGAGACCCUUCACUAUGGGAUGCACCAGAAGAGUUCAACCCAGAGAGGUUCUUAGGGAAGGCAAUUGAUGUGAAGGGUCAGAGUUUUGAGCUGCUGCCAUUUGGCUCAGGAAGGAGGAUGUGCCCUGGUUAUGGCCUCGGACUAAAAAUGAUUAGGUGCAGCUUGGCUAACAUGUUACAUGGGUUUAAUUGGAAAUUGCCUGAGAAUAUAAAACCAGAAGAUUUGAGCAUGGAGGAAGUUGCUGGAUUGUCAACACCAAGGAAGUUCCCUCUUGUUGCAGUCAUGGAGCCUCGGCUCCCAAUCCAUCUUUAUUGAUCAUAUCGUAUGUGAAUCUGCAAUGUUCUUGCUACAGUUUUUUUUUUUUUUUUUUU
Molecule: messenger RNA, 1598 nt
Organism: Prunus mume (Japanese apricot)
Lineage: Eukaryota; Viridiplantae; Streptophyta; Magnoliopsida; Rosales; Rosaceae
Product: trimethyltridecatetraene synthase-like
Molecular function (GO): oxidoreductase activity, acting on paired donors, with incorporation or reduction of molecular oxygen; monooxygenase activity; iron ion binding
Source: RefSeq, a predicted model, not a curated record